Molecule: messenger RNA, 2198 nt
Organism: Periophthalmus magnuspinnatus
Lineage: Eukaryota; Metazoa; Chordata; Actinopteri; Gobiiformes; Gobiidae
Gene: fbxo22
Product: F-box protein 22
Exons: 7
Coding region: 67-1227 (386 amino acids)
Biological process (GO): positive regulation of proteasomal ubiquitin-dependent protein catabolic process; regulation of skeletal muscle fiber development; protein polyubiquitination
Molecular function (GO): protein binding
Source: RefSeq, a predicted model, not a curated record
GCGUCACAGGCGGGGUGAAAGUUCAUCUCAGUCGCAUUAGCUCCAGAAAAAAACAACACUUGAGUUAUGGGAGAAAAUCCAAACCUCUCUGUUUCUGUCCAAGACAGCAAAGCUGCAUAUGUCCUUAGCAAUGUGGCAGAAGUGGUGGAGCGAAUUCUCACAUUUGUACCCACCAAGUCACUUCUACAAAACGCAAGUGUGUGUAGAUUAUGGAGGAACUGCGCGCGUCGAGUCCUCAGAACUCGGCAGGAUUUGUCCUGGGUGUCCGCCUGUGGACCGUGUCAUUCAGCGGUCCACGCUCUCUUCAGCGCUCUCACAGAGGAGGUGGAGAAUGUGUUUCUGCUGCCCAAAACCGUCUUGGCCAUUGUAGACUGUGAGACUUUCAAUGGACAAGAUUUGUCUUAUAGAAAUACAGCAAAAAGAAGCCGUCAUGGCUCUGACCCAGUUGAGGAUGUAAAUCUUCUCUUUCCAAAAAGCUGUGAUAUCAUGGGAAUUGCCAGCCCUGGCAUUGUCUUAACUCCCCACAGUUCCCCUACGGCACCUCCUAAAGAAUAUCAGGAAGGGGAGGCAGGCUUUGCAAUUAUGUUUCCCAGCAUUGAUGGAGUUCAAAUCAAGCCUUUUCAUUUUUGUAAAAAGACCAUCUCCUCCACAGCCAUGAAAGAAGCAGGACUCAUCGAUAACACAGAUCUUCGUGUGGUUCUACUGUUUGUCUAUGAAGCGUACAAAUGCGGGGGAGCACGCUUUCUAAAUCAGAUCCUUGGGCCAUUGGCGGAGACCAAAGCUCUUGUAGCAGGGGGUCUUAUAGAAAGUGUAUUCUCUCCUCCCAGACAUUGCUGCACCCAGGGAGCAUACGGUGUAGUGGGGCUUACAUUGAGUGGCUCAAAGGUGCAGGGGGCCUCUGUGCUCUUGGAUCAGGACGUCAGCACCCCACAAUCAGCUGAGGUUACCAUUCGACGGCUUAAAGCAGCAAACAUUCCUGAAAAAAACACCAUUGGCUUCAUGUUUGCUUGUUUGGGGAGAGGCCAGAAUUACUACAAUAACCAGAGCAACGUGGAAGCAGAUGCCUUUCGUAAAGUAUUUCCGAAUACUCCACUUUUUGGCCUGUUUGGCAAUGGAGAAAUUGGUUGUGACCAGAUUAUUAAAGAUGACUACACGUUGUGUGACACUGACUCAGAAGGACUGCAGCAUGAGUACACAACAGUCAUGACAUUGGUCCAUCUAGGUUAGCAGGCUAGCGACAGUGAAACUGAAAAAAACAGUAUCCUCUGAAUGUAGCUGCCAAGGUUUCUUCUGACCAAUCUGGAGAGUCACGUUCAUGGUAGCACUUUUGUGACAUGGACCAAGAGGUAGUUAUAGCAGAGUUGGAGAACUUGUCAAAGGGUAUGGAAGACAAAUACCUUAUUUGACGCACAAAUGUAUAGUACUAAGUUUAUUCUGUGUAGUGAUUCCCCAAACGUACACCCUGGUUUGGUACAUACCCAAGGUAAAAUAAACUUGAAACAAGCACUUUUAAUUAGGUGAAUUGGGCCCUAAUGCGGUGUGACUAUACUUGUCAAGUCUUGAUUGACUGUUUUGAUUUUAAAUUUUGUAAAUUUUUACACUUUUCUUACCACUGAAAAAACAACACUGAUGGCCUGAAAGUUAUAAUUCUGGUACUGCAAGUUCUGUAAGAAUCAUGCAGUGCCUAGAUUUUGUUCACCUUAUCAAAUGCAACACAACAGUGGUACCUUAGCUUUUAAGAAUAAAUGAGCAUGUUAAUUUUUGCUCAGUGGGUCAUUAUUUGUAUUUUUGGAUAACUUUGAGUCAUCUAAAUUUGUCUUGUCUAGAUGAUUACUUUUUUAUAUAUACCUUUUGUUAUCCCAGGUUAUGGCAAAGCUAUUAAUCAAGUGUAAAUGUUAAAGUCAAUAUUUAAGAUAAUUGCCUUAUAAUUGCAUAUUAUUAAACAGAUUAUUUUCCCUCCAAAAUUGAGUUUAUGAAGUUGUCAAAUAAUAUGCCUGCAGUCCACUACCUUUUAUUAAAUGGUCUCUUUAUGAAGGCUAAGAGCAGUUUUUUUAUGUUUUAUUCAUUGUCCAAUCUUAUUGUAUAUAAAAACCUCUUAAAAAUGUGUCUGGUAUCAAUGCACUUUAAGAAUGUGCCAAAUCAUAUGCAACCUUACCCCAUAAUUUCAGUUCUAUUAAAUCGCAUUUGUUCAGUUGCUA